Molecule: messenger RNA, 2367 nt
Organism: Exserohilum turcica Et28A
Lineage: Eukaryota; Fungi; Ascomycota; Dothideomycetes; Pleosporales; Pleosporaceae
Exons: 2
Coding region: 1-2367 (788 amino acids)
Source: RefSeq, a predicted model, not a curated record
AUGGACCGACGCAAUAGUGACGACAACGAGCCAUCGCGACGGCUGAGCAACCCCGACGUCUUCGACGAUGACCACGAAAUCGAUCCGAAUGAGGAAGACUUCAUGCCCUCGGUCUCCGAUGGCUUUCGGCCAGCCAACGCCCCCGAGACGUGGCACAGCGACCGCCAGGACCACGAUCGGAUAGCCACGCCGCAGCGACAAGCGUCCACUGCAAAGCCCAACAACAGCGAUUUGCGUCGGACAGCAACGCGGAACAGCACCGCCAAAGUGUACGACCCCACAAUGCAAGAUAUCCGAUCGCCGCUCAACAGGGGACCCAGCCACCGCUCGCCUCUGUCACACUCGCAUCGCGACUCGGUGGACUCGACUGCGUCUUUCGCGACAACGAGCAACUCGGAAAACCCCUUUGAGACCGGUCCCAGCCACCCCUAUGGCAUGUAUCCGCAGCUUUCCAUGGCCCGGCCACUGAGCGUGGCAACAAGCUCAACAGAACGGCAACCGCAUCGAUCCUUGUCCUUGCAACGGCCAACUCACCCGUACGCCAUGUACUCGCAGAGCGGAAUAGUGGAUGAAGAAGGGCCAGAAGAGCCUGCACAGCCGGCGGUGCCCCAGGUACAGGCGGCUAUUCCCGUUGGAUUCCCGGGCCUCAACAAUGGCUAUCAUCGAGUGCUUGGGCCUGACGGCGAGGAGCAGGAUAUCAUCGGACCGGAUGGCCACACGGAACAACUUCCACCAUACUCGAGAUAUCCAGAGGAGGGUCCAACAAAGGCAUCAUUGGCUGCCGAGGCAAGCGCGUCGCGUGUAGUCCCCGCACCCGCGCAAGUCGACCCAGAAGAUCCCUUCCAUACUCCGCCAUCCCCUGUAUCGCCGCAGAGCCCUGUCUCGCUGUCUGCCCCAGCCCUCCCCGCUACUGCUGCUGCUCCUCUGCUGCCUUCUGUUACACCUGCCCGUUUGCCGCCUCAAAGACCAGAAACCCAGACUGGCAGUGUAGCACCUACCAACUCCACUACCGCUCCAAGCAAUGGCACCGUCCCGGCUGAACCUUCUGAUUCGUCCUCCGCAUCCUUGUUGACAAACGAAAAUCCCAUGUCAGAAAAGAUGGAACCAACUGCCGAUAAAGUGAAUUGGCGUAAGAGAAAGUUAUGGGGAAAAAUACCAAUGGGAAUCGCUAUGAUAGUCCUUUUGCUCAUUAUAAUCUUUGCUGUUGCCCUGGGAUCAGCAAUUGGUACCUUUGCUGCCAAGAAUCAAAGCAAAAAAGACAAAGAGGAAGAACAUCGCCACCAACAUGAAGAAGCCCAACCACAGGUCACUGGACAAAAUGGAUCCCUGUUUGACGCCGUCCCCAUCUCAAAACCAUCCGGCAUGUCUUCAAUACCCACCGGCCCCUUUGCACUUCCCAUGGGCAUACCGCAAGAGAGCACCCCAGGAUGCCUGACGCAGGCGAACCAAUUCGCCGCAUGGUCAUGCAAAAUGACGUUUGCGCCCCUUGUUAUAACGGUUAAUGAAACGGUCGUUGGCGGCGACACUGUACAAGUGGCGUCGUUGGGCCCCGGUCCUUCUGUGCCAAAGAAUUCCAUCCUCUACGGCCUCCAGACCCCACAACUAAACAAACAGCCAAUGGAGCUUGUGCUCGACUUGGACUUCAAGUCAUACGGACCAGCUUAUCAUUUUUCCGCUCGAUACGACAAGCUAGUCAUUCUACCACCAGAGCAACUCAAUCUCGGAUCAACAAUCGCGAAACGACAAAACUCAAAAUACAGACAACGUUUCGAGGUAAAGCCCGGUGACUAUCCUUGGUACUGCUUCUGGAAUGAGACGUACAUUGAAGGCUAUAUCUAUGUGCAGGACAACUCGACUGCAGCGUCAUUCACGUCAUUUCCUACCGAAUGGCCAACCCCCACUUCAUCCGUCUCGGACACUGUCGCAAUUGAGGCCUUGACUGUUACAGCAACAACAACCGACGUGAAAACAGUCGACAUCACACCGUCUGCCAAAACAAACCCGACUCCCUCGCCUUCCCAGGUCAAAGCACGAGAUGCACCACCCCCUGAUAAUUCUCCGCCACGCAUGCCACCUUACCCACGUACCGUUAAGAUUGAAGAGCGCCGCCUUGCCAACUCACCGCAGCCCUACUGCCAACAAAUGGUCUUACUGGAUAAUGGACAGAUCACCCCAGCACCCAGCCCAAACGACAGUCCGAUCAGAAUAUGGCUGCAAGAGUCAGAUCCGAGUUACGAGGAGUUCCUCGCUGCUCAGCCUAGCGGAACCAGCUCACCAGGUCCAAAAACCAAACGUCAAAGCGCUCCCCAGAUGCAGAAACGUGUUGAUCCAGCAGAUGCUUGUCACUGUCAGUGGAUGUUCGAUUGA